GCUGGAGUGCUGUGGCACGAUCACAGCUCACUGCAGCCUCAACCUCCCGGGCUCAAGUGAUCCGCGUAGAUGGGAUCAUAGGUGUGUGCCACCAUGCCUGGCUAAUUUUUCUGUUUAGAGAUGGGGUCCAACUCUGUUGCACAGGCUGGUUUUGAAAUCCUGGGCUCAUGUAAUCCUCCCGCCUCGGCCUCCCAAAGUGCUGGAAUUACAGGCUUUUAAGCGAUUAGUCCCAAGAAAAUACAUUUAGUCAGCGAGACAAUGGCAAGGUGAGUGUUUUUAGGUUAAAAAAAGAACAGGAACUGUUGGCAGCAGAAUGGCGAUAUUCAAGACAACACGCACAAGAAGAGGCGGGUCCUACGCGCUUCGCUAGGGAAGCCCGGGUCAGCACGCCGCGCAGGCGCAGUGAGUUCGACCCGCCAUGCCGACUGUUAGCGUGAAGCGUGAUCUGCUCUUCCAAGCUCUGGGCCGCACCUACACUGACGAAGAAUUUGAUGAACUAUGUUUUGAAUUUGGUCUGGAGCUUGAUGAAAUUACAUCUGAGAAGGAAAUAAUAAGUAAAGAACAAGGUAAUGUAAAGGCAGCAGGAGCCUCUGAUGUUGUUCUUUACAAAAUUGACGUCCCUGCCAAUAGAUAUGAUCUCCUGUGUCUGGAAGGAUUGGUUCGAGGACUUCAGGUCUUUAAAGAAAGGAUAAAGGCUCCAGUGUAUAAGCGGGUAAUGCCUGAUGGAAAAAUCCAGAAAUUGAUUAUCACAGAAGAGACAGCUAAGAUACGUCCUUUUGCGGUAGCAGCAGUUCUCCGUAAUAUAAAGUUUACUAAAGAUCGAUAUGACAGCUUCAUUGAACUUCAGGAGAAAUUACAUCAGAAUAUUUGCAGGAAAAGAGCACUGGUUGCCAUUGGUACCCAUGAUUUGGACACUUUGUCAGGCCCAUUUACUUAUACUGCAAAGCGUCCUUCAGAUAUCAAAUUCAAGCCUCUAAAUAAGACCAAGGAGUAUACAGCCUGUGAACUGAUGAACAUAUACAAGACUGACAAUCACCUGAAACAUUAUUUACAUAUCAUUGAAAACAAACCCCUGUAUCCAGUUAUCUAUGAUAGCAAUGGUGUCGUCCUUUCAAUGCCUCCCAUCAUCAAUGGGGAUCAUUCCAGAAUAACAGUAAAUACUAGAAAUAUUUUUAUUGAAUGCACAGGAACUGACUUUACUAAGGCAAAAAUAGUUCUUGAUAUUAUUGUCACCAUGUUCAGUGAAUAUUGUGAGAAUCAAUUUACGGUCGAAGCUGCUGAAGUGGUUUUUCCUAAUGGAAAAUCACAUACCUUUCCAGAAUUAGCUUACCGAAAGGAGAUGGUGAGAGCUGACCUAAUUAACAAAAAAGUUGGAAUCAGAGAAACUCCAGAAAAUCUUGCCAAACUUCUGACCAGGAUGUAUUUAAAAUCAGAAGUCAUAGGUGAUGGGAAUCAGAUUGAGAUUGAAAUCCCUCCAACCAGAGCUGACAUUAUCCAUGCAUGUGAUAUUGUAGAAGAUGCAGCUAUUGCUUAUGGAUAUAACAACAUUCAGAUGACUCUCCCGAAAACUUACACCAUAGCUAAUCAAUUUCCUCUUAAUAAGCUCACUGAACUUCUCAGACAUGACAUGGCAGCCGCUGGCUUCACUGAAGCGCUUACCUUUGCCCUGUGCUCCCAAGAAGAUAUUGCUGAUAAACUUGGUGUGGAUAUCUCUGCAACAAAGGCAGUCCACAUAAGUAAUCCUAAAACAGCUGAAUUUCAGGUGGCACGCACUACCCUUCUUCCUGGCCUCCUGAAGACCAUAGCAGCAAAUCGUAAGAUGCCCCUUCCGCUGAAACUGUUUGAAAUCUCCGACAUUGUAAUAAAAGAUUCUAAUACAGAUGUAGGUGCAAAAAACUACAGGCAUCUCUGUGCUGUUUAUUACAACAAGAAUCCUGGGUUUGAGAUCAUUCAUGGGCUGCUGGACAGAAUUAUGCAGUUGCUCGAUGUGCCUCCUGGUGAAGACAAGGGGGGAUAUGUGAUCAAAGCAUCAGAAGGUCCUGCUUUCUUCCCUGGGCGAUGUGCAGAGAUCUUUGCCAGGGGUCAAAGCGUCGGGAAGCUUGGGGUCCUUCAUCCUGAUGUUAUCACCAAAUUUGAGCUGACCAUGCCCUGCUCCUCCCUAGAAAUCAAUAUUGGACCCUUUUUGUGAAGAUUGGUCUCUGUGGUGUGAUUCUCUUCCCAGGUGUCCCUUUCUCCUCCCCUAGUGUCCUUAAGUCCUCCUCCACAGGGAACAUCUAAUUGGGCUUUAAUGUUUAAUAAAGUAGAAAGCACUGUCUGGCUGUGUGGGUAGAGACCACCCUUUCCCUGCAUUAGGCCAGCUUGUGCCAUAUACGAA
Messenger RNA from Symphalangus syndactylus (siamang), 2374 nucleotides. It is a transcript of the gene FARSB, whose product is annotated as phenylalanyl-tRNA synthetase subunit beta. Gene Ontology annotation, cellular component: cytoplasm; phenylalanine-tRNA ligase complex. Gene Ontology annotation, biological process: phenylalanyl-tRNA aminoacylation. The record is from RefSeq and is a predicted model, not a curated record. Lineage: Eukaryota; Metazoa; Chordata; Mammalia; Primates; Hylobatidae. Gene Ontology annotation, molecular function: phenylalanine-tRNA ligase activity; magnesium ion binding; RNA binding.